GAAGGAACGCGACAGCGAGCGGAGGGAGGGGGCGAGGAGGCAGGCGGGCGGGCGGGCGGGCCGGGAGGGAGGAAGGGCGCGCGGGCGGCGGCGGCGGCGGCGUCAGGACCAGAGGACGAACCGGGACGCGGCGCCGCGGCUCCAGGGCGCGCAGCCGGGCCGGCCUGACCCCUCCGGCCACACGGUGGAGCCAUCGCAACUCCCAAACCCACCGGCAGCCUGAGGCAGAGACUCCACCGACUGUUCCCCUCAGAGCCCGCCCGGAUCUAUGUCUGAGUUUUAAGCCUCGCUUUCAAAGACCACACGACCACCUCUUCCCCGCAGCCGAGCCGCCCCCCAGCCCCGUGCAGCCCCAGCCUGCCUCCCGCCGCCCAGCUGCCCGCCAUGCCCGCCAGCGGCCCCGGGGACACCAGCAGCUCCGCCCUGGAGCGGGAGGAGGACCGCAAGGAGGGAGAGGAGCAGGAGGAGGCGCGCGGCAAGGAGGAGCGGCAGGAGCCCAGCACCACGGCCCGGAAGGUGGGGCGGCCCGGGAGGAAGCGCAAGCACCCGCUGGUGGAGAGCAGUGACACGCCGAAGGACCCUGCGGUGACCUCCAAGUCCCCAUCCAUGGCCCAGGACUCAGGCCCCUCCGAGCUGUUACCCAACGGGGACCUGGAGAAGCGGAGUGAGCCCCAGCCAGAGGAGGGGAGCCCUGCCGGAGGACAGAAGGGCGGGGCCCCGGCCGAGGGAGAGGGUGCCGCCGAGACCCCGCCCGAAGCCUCCCGCGCCGUGGAGAACGGCUGCUGCACCCCCAAGGACGGCCGAGGAGCCCCCCCAGAAGAAGGCAAAGAGCAGAAGGAGACCAACAUCGAGUCUAUGAAAAUGGAGGGCUCCCGGGGCCGGCUCCGGGGGGGCCUGGGCUGGGAGUCCAGCCUCCGCCAGCGGCCCAUGCCGCGGCUCACCUUCCAGGCGGGGGACCCCUACUACAUCAGCAAGCGCAAGCGGGACGAGUGGCUGGCACGCUGGAAAAGGGAGGCUGAGAAGAAAGCCAAGGUGAUCGCCGUGAUGAACGCCGUGGAAGAAAACCAGGGCUCCGGCGAGUCUCAGAAGGUGGAGGAGGCCAGCCCUCCCGCCGUGCAGCAGCCUACCGACCCCGCGUCCCCCACCGUGGCCACCACCCCUGAGCCCGUGGGGGCCGACACGGGGGACAAGAACGCCACCAAAGCGGCCGAUGACGAGCCGGAGUACGAGGACGGCCGGGGCUUUGGCAUUGGGGAGCUGGUGUGGGGGAAGCUGCGGGGCUUCUCCUGGUGGCCCGGCCGCAUCGUGUCCUGGUGGAUGACCGGCCGGAGUCGAGCGGCGGAAGGCACCCGCUGGGUCAUGUGGUUCGGAGACGGCAAGUUCUCGGUGGUGUGCGUGGAAAAGCUGAUGCCGCUGAGCUCCUUCUGCAGCGCCUUCCACCAGGCCACCUACAACAAGCAGCCCAUGUACCGCAAAGCCAUCUACGAAGUGCUGCAGGUGGCCAGCAGCCGCGCCGGGAAGCUGUUCCCAGCGUGCCAUGACAGCGAUGAGAGCGACACUGCCAAGGCCGUGGAGGUGCAGAACAAGCAGAUGAUCGAAUGGGCCCUGGGAGGGUUCCAGCCCUCUGGCCCCAAGGGCCUGGAACCACCAGAAGAGGAGAAGAACCCCUACAAAGAAGUUUACACAGACAUGUGGGUGGAACCCGAGGCAGCUGCCUACGCUCCGCCCCCACCAGCCAAAAAGCCCCGGAAGAGCACCACCGAGAAGCCCAAGGUCAAGGAGAUUAUCGACGAACGCACAAGAGAGCGGCUGGUGUACGAGGUGCGGCAGAAGUGCCGGAACAUCGAGGACAUCUGCAUCUCUUGUGGGAGCCUCAACGUCACGCUGGAACACCCUCUCUUCAUUGGAGGAAUGUGCCAAAACUGCAAGAACUGCUUCCUCGAGUGCGCGUACCAGUACGACGACGACGGCUACCAGUCCUACUGCACCAUCUGCUGCGGGGGGCGCGAGGUGCUCAUGUGCGGGAACAACAACUGCUGCAGGUGCUUCUGCGUGGAGUGCGUGGACCUCCUGGUGGGGCCCGGCGCCGCCCAGGCCGCCAUUAAAGAAGACCCCUGGAACUGCUACAUGUGCGGGCACAAGGGCACCUACGGGCUGCUGCGGAGGCGGGACGACUGGCCCUCGCGGCUGCAGAUGUUCUUCGCCAACAACCACGACCAGGAGUUUGACCCUCCGAAGGUUUACCCACCUGUCCCGGCCGAGAAGAGGAAGCCUAUCCGGGUGCUGUCUCUGUUUGACGGAAUCGCUACAGGGCUCCUGGUGCUGAAGGACCUGGGCAUCCAGGUGGACCGCUACAUCGCCUCGGAGGUGUGCGAGGACUCCAUCACGGUGGGCAUGGUGCGGCACCAGGGGAAGAUCAUGUACGUCGGGGACGUCCGCAGCGUCACGCAGAAGCAUAUCCAGGAGUGGGGCCCGUUCGACCUGGUGAUCGGGGGCAGCCCGUGCAACGACCUCUCCAUCGUCAACCCCGCCCGCAAGGGCCUCUACGAGGGCACUGGCCGGCUCUUCUUUGAGUUCUACCGCCUCCUGCAUGACGCGCGGCCCAAGGAGGGAGAUGACCGCCCCUUCUUCUGGCUCUUUGAGAAUGUGGUGGCCAUGGGCGUUAGUGACAAGAGGGACAUCUCACGAUUUCUCGAGUCCAACCCUGUGAUGAUUGAUGCCAAAGAAGUGUCCGCUGCACACAGGGCCCGCUACUUCUGGGGGAACCUUCCUGGGAUGAACAGGCCGUUGGCAUCCACUGUGAAUGAUAAGCUGGAGCUGCAGGAGUGUCUGGAGCAUGGCAGAAUAGCCAAGUUCAGCAAAGUGAGGACCAUUACCACGAGGUCGAACUCCAUAAAGCAGGGCAAAGACCAGCAUUUCCCCGUCUUCAUGAAUGAGAAAGAGGACAUCUUAUGGUGCACUGAAAUGGAAAGGGUGUUUGGCUUCCCUGUCCACUAUACCGACGUCUCCAACAUGAGCCGGUUGGCGAGGCAGAGACUGCUGGGCCGGUCGUGGAGCGUGCCGGUCAUCCGCCACCUCUUCGCUCCGCUGAAGGAAUAUUUUGCUUGUGUGUAAGGGACAUGAGGGCAAACUGAGGUAGUUAAACAAACAAAACAGAAACAAAACAAAACAAAAAAAACACAACAAAACACAAAGAACAUGAGGAUGGAGAGAAGUAUCAGCACCCAGAAGAGAAAAAGGAAUUUAAAACAAAAAACCAGAGGCAGAAACACCGAGGGCUUGGCCUGGUGGCAAGGGUUGGACAUCAUCUCCUGAUUUUUCAAUGUUAAUCUUGAGUCCUAUUUAAAAACAACAUCGAGUUCCCUCUUCCCCUUCUCCCUCCCCUCCUUUAUUCGGUCAAAUCUUUUGUUUUCCACUCUUUUUUUUUCAGAGGGGUUUUCUGUUUGGGUUUUUGUUUCUUGCUGUGACUGAAACAAGAGGAUUUAUUGCAGCAAAAAAAAUAAUAACAAAACAUACUAGCGAUACCUUGCUGAGCGGAAAGAUAAGAGAGAAGGGAAAGAGGAAAUUCUAUGGAAAUCUAUAUAUUGGUAUUGGAUUUUUUUUUUUUUUUUUUUUUUUUUUUUACUAUAUAUCUUUUUGUUGUUGUCUCUAGCCUGAUCAGAUAGGAGCACAAGCAGGGGACGGAAAGUAGAGACACUCAGGAGGCCGAAACCCCUCCCAGCCACUGAGCUGUCCUGCCAGCACCAUUCCCGGUCAUUGAAAAGCAGAACCCAACUAGCAGCAGGGAGACGAGGACACCACAAGACCCUUUUAUACAGUAUUUCAGGUGCCUACCACACAGGAAACCUUGAAGAAAAACCAGUUUCUAGAAGCCGCUGUUACCUCUUGUUUACAGUUUAUAUAUAUAUGAUAGAUAUGAGCUCUAUAUAUAAAAGGUACUGUUAACUACUGUACAUCCUGACUUCAUAAUGGUGCUUUCAAACAGCGAGAUGAGUAAAAACAUCAGCUUCCAUGUUGCCUUAUGUGCAAAGGGUUUUAACCGAGGAUGGAGAGAGGGUGGCUCUCGCCCUGGCUGUGCCACGGGGCGAAGGACAGUUUGGGGGGCCUCGCGUCCCUGCCAAAAAGGGGGUGAGACGAGGUGGUCAGGACCGUGGACAGCUGAGAGCGGGAUUCAUCCGGGAUCACGCAAUAACCACCUUUUGAUUUCGAUGUUUUAUUUUUAUUUUUCCAAAAAGGGAGACUCCUCUCAGCAGGAUGGCAGGAUGAGGUGGAGGGUCUUCAUUCCACGUUUCUCCCGUUAUCCGAGGGCUCCUCACGGUGGGAUCAGAGCUAGCCCAGAGUGCGGGAAAGUGACCGCUCAGAGCCCCACCUGGAGCGAAUAAAAAAACAUACAAAGCGUACUGGUGCUUUCCUGUCUAAAGUCGCCUCUUGUGUGUUCUUUUAUGAGGCCCCACCAUCCGCCCUCUGUGCACCAGGCGGCCCCUCGGCCCUGGAACGCGAUGUUUUUGGUCAUCUCCAAAGGCUGCAGUUUUAUACUGGGAGGCUGACGACACCUUCUGUUAAUCCUUAUGCUUAUGGUUCUGGUUCUAAUUCUGUUUGUUUUUCCAGAUUUUUGUGUUGUUUUUUUUUCCUUCUUCUUUCCGUUAAGAACACAAAAACCCAACCCCCCCCUCCCCUCCCUCCCCUUUAAGGUUUCAAACCAAGGUGCGGGGAGCAGGGUGCUUCUGAGUGAGGGGUGGCCCCGGUGCCCUGGCCCCCACCUCUCGGGCCAGGUGGGCCACCAGGCGGGCGUUCCGGUGCGUCCUCUUCUCUUCUCCUUCCCCUCCUCUGGAGCCGUGUGUGUGCGCGUGUCAGGGCCGGAGGGCGGCCGGUGUCUCCCUCCCGCUUGUGUGGCUGGAGUGGUGUGUAGUUCUUUUCUAGUGCUUUGGUCUGGUGGCGGCUGUGCUCUUAGCCGGCGGCGGCAGCGGCGACACUGGGUGCCACCGCGGCGAGCGGCCCCGUGUUGGCGGCUCCGGGGCGAGGGCCCAGGGGCCGAUGCCCGCCUGGGUAGAUGGGGUGUAGAUAUGUGGCAUAUAGAGAUAUAUAUUUUAUAAUGGGAGGGGGGAUGGCACCUCCUGGGACCGGCAGGGCUGGGAGGUGUGCUGCCAAGCACAUGGUCCCGAGUUCGCAUCCCUAGAAAGAAAUGGCCUACGGUGAUAGGCGCUAUAUAAAUAGAUAGGGUCACGUAAAAGAGAUAUUAUGGAGUGGGGCGGGAGGCAGGGGGGCUCAGGACGCUGAGCUCCAGGCCCCGCUGCAGACGGAAGCCCCGCGCCGGUCAGUCCCACACGCAUUACACAGGAGCAGGAACAGGAGCAGUGCUGUCCGAGGCACUCACAGCCAGGGGGCGCCCUCCGCUCCCCCGGGAGUCAGGACUGUGUGGAGCCGGCCCUGCAGCUCUUUACCUCUGUUGCCCUGAUCGCAGCUAGACUGUCAGUCCCAGAAGUUGCUCGGUGCUGAAGGCAGGAAAAGGAGGAGGUUUUAUUUUAGCAGGUGCUCUCCUCUAGCAGGUAGCGUUCUCUCUCUCUCUCUUUUGCCCCCUGGUGAUGUCAAAAGACUCUUCUGUUAGCAACUGUGAUACUGACCUGCAACUCCAGGCACCAGUCAAGUCAGCCCUCAACUCCCCCUACCUAUUCUCCCCUCACCAAAAUGCAAUUCACUCCAGGUCCGUCUUGGCCAAGGGGCUUCCAUUCCAAAAAAAUAAAUAAAAAAUUUUUUAAAAAAUGGGACGGUGAACCUCACGUUUGGAUUAAGCAAAUCCGUAAUUUGGUGACAAAAUUAAAACCGAGGCUUUGGAUCCCUUGCUCAUGGCUCAGGAGUCAGCUUCCCCCCUCCCCCCUUGGAGGGGUGCGUGGUUUCUGGACCCCCAUCGACUCCUUUCCUUGUCAGAUUGGCUUUGGAGGUCAUACCCAGUUGCAUCCCGCCAGCUCUGUGACGCCAGCUCUGACGCGGUGGCCAGUGGCGCGGGUGGGCCCCCAGGGGGCUGGAGUGGCCAGGAGGGGCUCCCUCUGCCCCCCCCUCUCUGGAGUCCCUGUCCUGACGGGUGCUUGCAUGUCCCCUCGCGCUCCAGCCGGCUCUCUCUGCCCCUGGAGGCCACCAGCGCCCCGGGGAGGGCUGGGGGAGGAGGGCUGUCUCGCAGCCCAAGGUGCUCCCUCCCCCGCCGGCCAGCGCUAGGUCUUCCCAGCCCCCGGGUCAGGCCUCCCUCUGCAAACACUCGCAGCCUUUCGGGCGCUCCUGGGGCUAGAUCCGCGGCUCCUGCGAAGGCGGUCGCCUUUCCCAGUGGCCCAAGCUGCACCCGAGGGGGCGGGGUGGGAGGAAGCUUGGAAGCCAAGGACGUGGCAAGCCCCAGGACCGGUGCGGCCGGCCAGCUUGCUCAGGGAGGCGCGCUGUGCUGACCCCUAAGAGCGCUUGUCCCUCCCAGCGGGGCCCUGGGGCGGGCCAGGUGCCCCUCGCAGGGAUGCGAGUUCGUCACCAGCCAGCCUGUGGGCUCAGCCCCACAGCAGAACGUGGUGAGUGCAGCGGACCCUGCGGACAUGCCCACUGGCCAUGCCCGGACGCUCUUCCUGCACUUCCACCCGUAGGGGGACUCGUGGGGAGGCCCAGGCCCCCUUCUAAAGGGGGGCUGUGCUCCCACAGGCCGGGCCGGCCGAGUGCUGAGUGGGGCUGUGGCAGUUGCUGUGCAUGAGGCUGAGGGUGGAGGCAGUGGAGCAGGAGACCUAGGAAAGAUUCUGGAGUGUGUGCCCCGUGGCAUUGUCUUUGCCCUAGAGAGUGACAGCGGUCUUAGAGGCUGCCCCUGUUCGUUCCAGGGCCCAGAGCCCUAGCCCGGGGCCGGAGGAGGAAGCCAGUCUCCAGCAGGCAGUGUGGGGCCCCGGGGGGCUCGGGCUGGCCGGUGCUGUCCCUCCCCCCCGGAACCGGCUGGCGGGAGCAGUGGGUGAGGAUUUGCAGUUGGCAGGUGCCAUUGGUGUGUUGCUCCCCGAUUCCCGUUCAGACCCCAGAACCUUCUUGCUGUCGGACAUCCCGUUAGCAGAGUUCGCAGGAGACCAUCCAGGGUCCCGGGCUCCGGGGACAGGCCUGGGCGUGGUUGGCUGUUGGCGAGGCCCGUGUGCUGUCUGGUGGGCCGCUGAGGUGCCGGUCAGGGCAGGCAGAGCAGGGGGAAGACUGUCGGACAUGGGAGCGGUCUCACGGAGGGCUGGCCCCCUCCCUGCGCUUCCCGCUGAGCUGGCCAUUCCGGGGGCGCCAUCUCCCCCCCCGGGGAGGUCUGGGGCAGGAGCAGGAAGGUCGGUUGGGCCCGGCCGGCUGGGGGAGGACAUUGGAAAACCGAGCCGGGCGCCCUCCCGGCCGUGACAGGAGAAGGAGACGCGGAGUGGGUCCUGGAGGUGGUGGUGAGCUCCCGUCACCCCCCUGCCUGGUGGUGCAGAGGCGCGGUGGCCCCGUUAUCUCUCAGAGGCGUCGUUUCGGGGGACGUGCAGGAGCCCCCGGGAGCUGCGGGCGAGGGCCCUGGGGCCUGGCUGGCACGGAGGCCUGAGGAACUCCUGGUUCCUUUGCCAGGAGCAGCAGGGCCAAUGUUUUGGUGAGAACGGAGUUUCUAGCCGGGCCCCGUUUGGGUCUGAACUUGACAUCUGUGGUCCAGUCUGGCCGCUCGGACCCUGGAGCCCCUCCUCCCGCCCAGGAGGGGAAGGGGCGUGUGGAGGGCUGGCCCUGCCGCUGAGGCAGGGACCGUGGGCCAGGGGGAGGAUCUGGGGGGGGAGGGGUACACGGGGAUGGACUCCCCUGUCUGGCAGAAGCUCUCCAGCCUUUCCAUCUCGGUGAAGGAAGGCGGGUCCCUGGGGAGCAGGGCAGACAGCUCAGGCGGCCUGGGGUCUGCAGCCUCCUGCUCACGGCUGGCCCCAGGCAGUGGAGUUUGGGGGAGGACACACACCAGGUCUUUCGCAGCGAGGACAGGGUUGGAAGGCCCCUCUUUGGUUGUGAUCGGAGGCCCGAGGACUCCUGAAACUGGAAACCUCCCGCGUGGGCAGCUUUCUCAAACCCCGUCCGUCGGCCUCCCGCCCCGAGCCUGAGGGAUGAGCAGGGAUCCAAAGCCUCACCUUGGUCCCAUGUCACUCCACAGACUGAUUCGGUCGCACAGCCCUGAGAACCCAACAAUCAACCCACCGCCCCCAACAAAAAAAACAAAACAAAACAGAAAAUGCCGAAAUUCCUUAGAAUACGCAGAGGGAGGAGGUGACUCAACAAGGUGCUAAAAAAAAAAACAAAACAAAAAAACAUUUUAUUAAAAAUAUAUAUUGUUAAAUUAAGUCUGCUGUCUGGACAAUGACUGUUUGUUUUGUUUUCUUGUAGUGAAGUUUGAAAGAGACUAUUAUUUUACUCUGAUAUAUUAUUAUUAAAAAGGCAUUUUAACUUUGUACUUGAAAACUAAAUGAGCGAUUUCAUGUGUUUUAGCUGAGGCAUUGAAGUAGCGGGUGCUUACUUAUUUGUGGGAAAUCAUGUAUUCAUACUGAAGAAUUAAACUCCGUAGCUGAUUUGGUAAUAACGUUCCCCCUGUUACAGACGAUUUUCGCUUUUGGCCCCGUCGGCAGAGCCCUGUCACUCCACAUUCCACGCAGCUCAAUGCAGGACUUCCUCCCCUCCCUCCCCUCCCCUGCCCUCCCCAGCCCCCGCCUGCCCUUUCUCUUCAGUUCCUCUCUUUUCCUUGCAUUGUUUUCCUCCUGGUUCCAGCAUCCUUUCACCACUGUAUUAUUUUUUUUUUAGGGUUGCUUCUCUAUUUAUUGACAAUAAUAAUGUACAUUUCACAGUCUGGUUCUGGGACGUCGGGUGGGGCGUGUGCGAGGGGCCCCGAGCGGUCCCCGGCCCGGCCGCCCGGGUCCCGUUUGUAUCUGUGUGUGAUGCUCGUGACAUAGCUGUUUAUGAAAUAAUUAAAGAGGUCAAUGCGUACAGCCGAUGUAGAACGUCUGUCAGUUCCGCCUUCAUCACUAUUUUCUCUCUCUCUCUCUCUCUCUCUUUUUUUUUUUUUUUUUUUUGUGCCCAGAAGAAUAUAAUAAAGCUCCUUUCUAAUGUACUUGUGCUGGAGAACACUUGAAUAAAUGGACUGUUUUUGUGCAAAAAGAAAAAAAAAAAACGGAAAAAAGCACCGC
This is a messenger RNA of Pipistrellus kuhlii (Kuhl's pipistrelle), 9167 nucleotides long. It is a transcript of the gene DNMT3A, whose product is annotated as DNA methyltransferase 3 alpha. The record is from RefSeq and is a predicted model, not a curated record. Lineage: Eukaryota; Metazoa; Chordata; Mammalia; Chiroptera; Vespertilionidae. Gene Ontology annotation, molecular function: DNA (cytosine-5-)-methyltransferase activity. Gene Ontology annotation, biological process: negative regulation of DNA-templated transcription. Bases 385 to 3114 code for a protein of 909 amino acids. The transcript has 23 exons. Gene Ontology annotation, cellular component: cytoplasm; nucleus.